Molecule: messenger RNA, 414 nt
Organism: Aspergillus vadensis CBS 113365
Lineage: Eukaryota; Fungi; Ascomycota; Eurotiomycetes; Eurotiales; Aspergillaceae
Exons: 1
Coding region: 1-414 (137 amino acids)
Source: RefSeq, a predicted model, not a curated record
AUGCGCAAGGACAUGGACGCGAAACUUUCGAAAGCUAGAGAACAGCUGCUCUCAUUUGGCUGCGACCUAAGAUUCAACCUCACGAUCUUUCCGCUCGAUGUCCCGUCCGGCGUUGAUUCUCAGCCCACCGGUGACACGGACGGGGUAUAUGGUGCCGCUGGUGAACGUGGACGAAUCGGAAACUGCGUCAAAGCAGCACUAAAGAGCAUACAUGGGAAUUCAACAACUCCGGGUCUUUCGGAAGCGGCUUUGGAGGCUGACAUGCAUAUAUUUGGAGGCAACGAAGCCUCGCCCGACACGAUGUCGCCGGUGCCGUACGAGCCAAAUUACAACCGAUGUCGGUGGAUAACUCAUUCAAGACCACAAGCUGACGGAGUAAGAGAUCUAUUACUGGUCCAAGGUAUUGCGACUUGA